AUGAGGUGGUUUAAUGUGAUUGCAGCAUUGCCUCCUCAACGCCUGUGUGUAUCCGGGCGAGCUCCAGGGAAGUCUUCGCAGUCUCACUGGUUGACGACAGAGGAGAGGAACCAAGUUUUACUUGAUCUCAAAGCUUCAGGCUGGUCUGAGUUAGGCGAAAGAGAUGCCAUCUACAAAGAGUUCAAUUUCAAAAAUUUUAAUCAGGCUUUUGGAUUUAUGACGCGCGUUGCUCUACAAGCAGAGAAGAUGAAUCACCACCCAGAAUGGUUUAAUGUCUACAGCAAGGUUCAGAUAACCCUGAUUUCCCAUGACUGCGGUGGACUGACCAAGAGAGAUGUGAAGCUGGCUCAGUUUAUUGACAAAGCUGCUGCCUCUGUGUAACUAAGAUGUAAAACGCUUCAAUACGGCGUCCACCAAUAUUUUAUAUUUCAGUGGUACCCCCGAUUCCUUGUAACCCUGAUUUCACAAAUCCCCUGAGACAAGAUACUUUAUAAGAAGAGUGUCUUAGCUUUGUUGGCCUUUAGUCUUGAGAUCCCCCUGGGUGCCUGUGCUUGUCCUUUGCCAUUGCUGCCUCUGCAUGAGGAUGUAGCAGAUAAACCAGCAACAAAAAAAGUUUUGAACAAUUCUUUUCUAGAAACUACAACAAACUGGAAUGAAGACAAGAGACCACCUGCACGUGUCAGUGUUCCCCAAGCCCAUGGGAGUUGAGGCUGGUGGCUGCUGCCCUGGGAGCCUGCCCUGCACCCGGCAGCUUCCCUCCUUUAGAUCUGUACAUCUCAGCACUUCAAACAGCGUAAGAGCAGCCAGGCCAGGGCAGUCCCCUCUGGUUUGGCACCUCCAUCUCUGCCAGUGACCGGUGGCAAGUGCAAGGGACACUGGUGAGAGCAGUGUAAGCUGCUGCUGCUGUUUCAUUGGAGUUGCAGCUCAACAAGCAGUCACAGCUUUGCAUUUCGGUGUUUCUUCUGUGCUCGUCCAACAGCUCUUUGGACCCACCUGCCCUUUUGGCACCCACAACCUAGCGGCCAUAUCCAGCAAAAGUGUUGCUGCAUGCUGGAGAACCAUUCCCCAUCUGAGAUGCAGGUCUGGGACCUGCAGUUGCUGAAAACUGGUCCAGCAAAUACAAAAAAAAUCCCAGUGAGGUCCGCACUCACAUCAUUAAGCAAAGUAUGUGCUUAAAUGCUUGGCUAGGCCGGGUCAGUGCUCAGCAUCUUGCAGGAUUGAGCCAUUUUUUGUGUUGCAACGCUCCCGUACCUGCCAGAUCGGGGGCGGGUGGCUUGGCCGAGCGCCCGGAGCACCGGCCAGAGCUGCCGGCGGUGAAGGAAGCGGCAUUAGCAGGAUUCUUGCUAAGCUGGGCUCAGCUGAAGCUAUGCUCACCUUUUUUUUUUUUUUUUUUUUUUUUUUUUUUGUAGCUACAAUUACUCAUUGCAAACGUUGUUCCAAGAGCCACAGAUCCCGCUGACAAGGUUUAAAAUAAUUUCUUCCGUGGUUUCAAAGUCUUUGUUUUUAGCCUGUGAUCCUCACCGAGACAGAUUUCCAGUGCCGGCAGGGAGUUUUCAACCUGCUUAAGGCUUGUAGAAGGGCCUCUCGCUCUGCCGAGUGUCCCCAACGUGCACCAUCAUGCCCUGUGAGCAGCUCUGGGUGCAGAGCUCCGGGGAGAUUGACGCCUCUGAAAUGCCUGAGUGCAUUGCUCGUAUGACACCGGCGGCACAUGAGUGACUACAUGUGUGCCAAAAUCUGUAUCGGAUGUAUAUGCGAGGUGUGUGGUCUCCCAGAUAUUUGGGAUGCAAAAUGCCACUAGCUGCCAUGCAAGUAUUCAUGUCCAUAAAAUAAGAAGGGUAUUUUUUUGGUUAAUCCUUAGCAAGUGUGCUGUCAUGUGCUACUUGGUUGCAGGAAGCAAGAUAAGACGUUGGGGUUUGUUGUCGGUAGCCAUACUUGGGAUAUCAGUACCUAAAAAGACACAAAUUCAGACAACGUGCUCAAAUCUUCUUUGCUUCCAGGUGCCUUUCCCCAGCAAAGCGCCGGAUUUCCCUGAUAUGGUUUGAAAAUGGUCGCAGUUGUGAGGAACGAAUAAAACUAAAACAACCAGCCAGGCUGUGGUGGCUCCUGUUACUGGUGGGGAAGUGAAAUGAGCUUCACCCCAAGUUCUGACAGUGUCUCUAAUGAGCUGUGAUAAAUCUGUUGUUAGAAAUUGAUAGGCGAUGCGUGCAGUUUGAAAAAAAACAAUAAAAC
Athene cunicularia (burrowing owl) is the source of this 2229-nucleotide messenger RNA. It is a transcript of the gene PCBD2, whose product is annotated as pterin-4 alpha-carbinolamine dehydratase 2. Lineage: Eukaryota; Metazoa; Chordata; Aves; Strigiformes; Strigidae. Gene Ontology annotation, molecular function: 4-alpha-hydroxytetrahydrobiopterin dehydratase activity. Gene Ontology annotation, biological process: tetrahydrobiopterin biosynthetic process. Bases 1 to 381 code for a protein of 126 amino acids. The record is from RefSeq and is a predicted model, not a curated record. The transcript has 5 exons.